AUGGUAUGUGAGCCUAUUUUCAAGCUGUUGAUGAAAGACGCCCCAACAAAGUGGACUGAAGAGUGUCAGACUGCUUUUGAUGCCAUCAAGAACAAUUUUUCCAAUCCACCGAUAUUGGUUCCUCCACGAGAAGGGAGUCCUUUGUUGCUAUACUUGUAUGUUUCAGAUAGUGCAUUCGGAUGCGUACUUGGUCAACACAACGAGACAGCAAAGAAAAAAAGGGCUAUUUAUUAUAUAAGCAAGAAGUUUACUCCAUGGGAGUCUCGUUACACUUUGUUGGAGAGAACGUGUUGUGCUUUGACUUGGCUUGCCCAGAAAUUGAGACACUAUUUGUCUUCCUAUACUACAUACCCCAUUUACAGAAUAGAUCCAUUGAAGUAUAUUUUCCAGAAAGCAAUGCCGAUCGGAAAGUUAGCUAAAUGGAAAAUGUUGUUAAUGUCAUUUGUGGGUGAAGACACUAGUGAAGCAUAUCCAGCUUGGAUUUUAUUCUUUGAUGGAGCUGCAAAUCAAGGUACAGGUAUCGAAGCAGUCUUAGUGUCAGAAUCUGGUCAACACUAUCCUAUGGCGGCUAUGCUCCGAUUUUAUUGCACAAACAACAUGGCCGAAUACGAAGCUUGUAUUCUGGGUUUGAAAAUGGACAUCGAGAUGAAUGUUCACGAGUUAUUGGUUAUUGGAGACAGAGACCUUUUGAUUCAUCAAGUACAAGGAGAAUGGGAUGUGAAGAACCCAAAGAUUAUACCUUACGUACAACAUGUGCAGAAGUUGUGGAAAAGAUUCUAUACAGAUUACAUUGAUUCUCUGGAUAUAGAGUUGAAAGAACAUCCAGUCCAUUGUUCCCAUGUGGAGGAAGAACCAGACGGUUUGCCUUGGUAUUUUGAUAUAAAGAAGUAUUUGGUGUCUGGAACUUAUCCCGAAGAUGCUACGUCCAAUCAAAAGAAGUCGAUACGCCGUAUGGUUCUCAAUUUCUUCCUAAGUGGAGAAUUCUUGUAUAGGAAGACUCCUGACUUAGGUCUUCUCAGAUGUGUCGAUGCCGUCGAAGCUGCAAGGCUUAUUUAA
Solanum pennellii is the source of this 1056-nucleotide messenger RNA. RefSeq lists its product as uncharacterized. Lineage: Eukaryota; Viridiplantae; Streptophyta; Magnoliopsida; Solanales; Solanaceae. The transcript is spliced from 3 exons. The record is from RefSeq and is a predicted model, not a curated record. Bases 1 to 1056 code for a protein of 351 amino acids. Gene Ontology annotation, molecular function: nucleic acid binding; RNA-DNA hybrid ribonuclease activity.